This is a messenger RNA of Spodoptera frugiperda (fall armyworm), 1684 nucleotides long. RefSeq lists its product as uncharacterized. Bases 327 to 803 code for a protein of 158 amino acids. Lineage: Eukaryota; Metazoa; Arthropoda; Insecta; Lepidoptera; Noctuidae. The record is from RefSeq and is a predicted model, not a curated record. Gene Ontology annotation, cellular component: membrane; intracellular membrane-bounded organelle. The transcript is spliced from 3 exons. Gene Ontology annotation, molecular function: heme binding.
GCACUCAUUCACAAAUAGCAAGUGAUAGAUGACAAGACGAUAUUAGUUUGUGGCAAUGUUCUACGCUCUCAUGCAUCAUUCUAAGAUCGUGAAUAAUAAACUGAAAUACGAACAACUGUGGCAUAGUGACAAUUGGUGUGACAGUCAUUCCCCGCGAUUCGAGCAUCAACAGAGAUAACCCAGAGUACAUCAGAUCGAGUGCAGUGAUUAAAAGAGUAAGAAGCGGUCGAUCAAUCAAUCGAGUCUAGAUCACCUACGGAGACAAACGUGUCUGAUCGACGAGACGAGUCAAGAAGAUUUUGUUAACAAUUUCGAAAUCAAUCAAGAUGGCAGCAGUCCAGACUCCCACUGAGAUGAGCCUUUCAGCAUCUCUACCAGUGCAGCAGGAGCAAUCAGAAAUUGAUCUGAUGGCGCUAACGAUGGCGGCUCUACGCUUCGUGAACCCUUGGUCUGUAGAGACCAAACAAAACAAAUGGCAAGAUCAGAUAGUCCCGGGAGCACCGGAGGCUAAAGAUCGCACGAUCACCCUGGCGGAAGUCAGGCUACAUGACACGCCGCAAGAUUGCUGGGUGGUCAUCUACGAUCGAGUGUACGACAUCACCAACUUCUUUGAUGAGCACCCUGGUGGAGCAGACAUCAUGUUUGAGUACGCGGGCCACGACGCCAGCACUGCCUUCCGUAGCUCGGGACACUCACGCAUGGCCAUCAAAGCGUUAGAACGGUUCCUGGUCGGAGAGCUGCCCAUGCAGGAGCGCAUGUACCGACGACCGGGCGGAAUCCGUCUCAGUGACAUUCCAGAAUGAAACAGCCCAGUACUUCAGAUAAGUGUGCGGCCGAACUAAUUAAGAUUAAAUGGAAUUCGCCCAACGAGCUUUAUUCAUCGUCCAGUUAAUCAAUUUGGAGAUGAAUUGGAAAGCGGGAUGAAGAGAUAGAAGUAAAAAUGUCCUAUUCUCUUAACCAAUUUCUACUUAAGUUUUCGUUCUUAUUAGGUUUUUGUUAAGUUUUAUCAAAACAGCUUUAUUUUAGUAUAAGUUAGAUAUGCUAGAAGCCUGUUAUCACGUCAAAGUUUCUUAAACCGAGAUAGUAAGGGCAAACCGAGUAGGUACGUGUAUGUGUGAUAAGUUGAUAUAAUUUAUUUCGCUAACCAUGACUUGCUUAUCCAAGAAUUUGUACUUUAUAAUAAUUAUUGUUACUGUUAACCUCGGUCAGUGAUGUCAGCUUUGAUAAGCGCCGUCUCGUGAAAACGAACAUGGCCAUGUAGGUACCAAGUAGGUAUACUUUUACCUCUGUUCAUCAAGUAGCGAAUGUAUUUAAUUAUUCCAAGAUAUUUACAUUUAUAUAAUUAUUAAAUUAUUAUAUCGACAAUUCUUGCCAAGUUGUCACAAUGCAGGGCGGCGGUUAGUUAACGGAUGUUGUACCUACGUCAUUAUUUCAGGUCAACGAUAACAUUAUCUUUUUGGCCAAAUUUUGGCGAAAUUGUUCUUUAUUAGUUGAGAUGAUUGUAUUGUCCACAAGUUUAACUAAGUUUACGUGCUUUAAUUGUAUUGUAAUUUUAGAUAUAACUCAGUAUUCAUUUUUAAUGUAUUGUAAUUAAUUGUUAUCUUUAUUAGUAUUAAGUGCCCUUUUUAUGUUCCUAUUACUUUAUAAUUUUGAAGAAAAAUAUAUUUUUUGAUUUACAAAAUUA